AUGCAUGACGAAGAAGAUCCUCCACCAGCUUAUCAAGAUAUAUUUCCCAAUGAAUCAACACCAUUUAUUUCCACUAAUAAUACAAAAUCUAAUAAUAGAGAACAAAGUUUUCCCGUUUGUGGUUUCUUGAGUAUUUUAAUUCUAUUAUUUUUAAGUUUCAAUACAAUACUUGUUUCUCGACCUGAAGAAGAACCUGAUGAUACAACUCGGGUGCCUGAAUUUUAUCAAUUGCGUUGGAGAAGUAGGUUUGAUAGUUCCGAUUUUACAUAUAUAAUAGAAGCAACUUCGUGUUCACUAUUCAUCACGAGAACAAAUUAUAUUGGAGAUAACGAUACAAGUUAUGACAGUUAUGACAACAUUAAUUAUAAUAAUGAAGAUGACGAUGUUAAUGUUGAGGAAUUUUUCUACAAACCAUCUCAAGAUAAUUUUUAUAAAAAAUUAAUUACUGCAAAUGGAAAAUUUGAAAGUCAUUGGCCGGCUGAAUUUUUAAUCACUUUUACGACAAAAGGAAAUGUUCGAGAUCCUUCAGCUAUUGAAGGAUGUGAUUACAAAAUUUUAAUUAAUGAAAACUUGACAGGAAAUAUAUCUCGUAAAUGUUGGAGAAUUUUUGAAUCAGAAUUUACAAUACAAGCAUAUGUUAGAGGAAGUGUGGAGAAUGGAUUAACUUUUUUUGAUGAAAAAGAUUCUAAAUUAAUUCAUGCGUAUACAAAAAAACCUCAAUCUUUUUGGAAUUAUAAGAGAAGGGAUAUAUUUGUCCAUAGUUAUGCACCUUUCCCAUCUGUCAUUCCUGCAUUAUAUUCAGUUUAUUAUGAUUUUGUAAUUCUUAAUUUGAAAUCCUAA
Molecule: messenger RNA, 840 nt
Organism: Diversispora eburnea
Lineage: Eukaryota; Fungi; Glomeromycota; Glomeromycetes; Diversisporales; Diversisporaceae
Source: the annotation of a GenBank genome assembly